AUGGACGUCACGUCAUUGCUAAACGCAGCAUCGGCUGUGCACAAGGAGGCGGCAUUGACGAGGGAAGGAUCAAACUCGAUGGAUCAAACACUUAUAUCGUCGAUACUCGAUGAGGGUACCUCAUACUCACCCUUUACGCGGGCAGAAUCUCCGGAAAAGACGCCUUCGCGAAGGACAAGUGACUCCAAACCACCAAGUCGGAAUAGGACACCGUGGGAUGCGAAUGGAUAUGCACUGCCUCUGACCGUGGACACUAAAUCAACACAAGCACCUGCUGGACCGAUAUGUUAUAGCGAGUCUCCUGUGGAUUCCGUCAGCCCGAAUUCUGAACCGAGACACAAAAUAUCUGACAGCCAGAGUAGUAUGUCAUCGUACGCCUCUUCAUCGACGUCUUUGACUCACUCUCGAAUCUCCUCCAUGUCCACCGUGAGCGGCAUGCACACCAUGAGCACCAUUCCUGAUGUCUCGUCGCUCGAGGUUAGGUCCGAUUGCGCCGAACAAUCGGUGGGCUCUAACAAACGGCCGAGGAGGGAGGGGGUCUUGUCUCCGGCGCCAAUUCUCGAGGAACCGGCCACCACUGGACAUGGACGGCCCGGCUCCCCCUCUGAUGCCAUGCUGAUGUCGAGGACUAUACAGUGCCCCGAUCGGAUGAGCCCACCGGUCACCAUCAUCCCAAAACACUUGCGGAGAGAAACCGGCUACCUCGUCCCGCCUGAUCUUGCCAAAGCACAUAAACGAGCUGCUUCUGCACCCGACUUUGCUCCUGUCAACUCCUUAGAUCGGACAUUCCCUCCUCUUCCUACCACACAUCAGCCCACUCCUCCACCAUCCUAUCACGCUGAUCGCCGGCCAAGCUACGCGAUGGAUAUCAAGUCUUCUUCCCCUAUCGACGAUACAGUCCCUUCCCUUGAGGAGGGUGUCCACUGCAUGUACGUUGAUGACUGCGAUACCAAUUCCCAACCUCGCAAGGCAAUAUCGCAUAUAUUUGGGCGAAACAAGCUGUGCACGCGCAUGAUCCCUCCCCACGUCUGGGUACACUAUUGUCGGAAGCACUACCAACGAACCAGAUACCGCAAUGCACAAGAGUAUGCUAAGGUGCAGUGCGAUCUUGUCCGGAGACAGGUCCGCCGCGUGCAAAGCUGGAGUGACCAGAACCGAGAAGUCGGAACCAUCGGCGUACUUCAGGACUGGACCUUGGCGAUGAGAAAGCGGGAGCAGGCCCGAGUACAAGACAAGUCCAAAAACAAGCGACGACGCCGCUGUGAGGAUAGCGACGAAGAGGACGCCAAAGACGAGGGCGUCGACGAAGAAGAAGAUGAAGAAGAGACCAUCGAUCGGGCUAUACUAAACGGCACUGCUGUUCCGGACUGGUUGCGUAAGAUGUGCCGCGACGGAUACACCACGGCCGAGAUCGUCGAGAUCGUUGGAGAGCUGAAGGAGCACAUGGAACACCACGGUCUCACACAGAUUCCGGAUAUUGAGAUCCUCCCCAACAUCUCUGGCAACCCGGCUGACGAGGCCAAGCCCACCAAGGCAGCUUCCAAGCGCAAGACCAGCGCCAACAGAGAGAGCAAGCGGCAGAUGAUCGGUGGCCAGUCGGGACUCCCUGAACGUUUGAUCCCCACCACCCCCGGUGCAUCGGCGGUAAGACCCAUCCAUCACCUCGCACAUCGCCCACGCCAAACCUUCCACGGCAUCCAGGAGCAGCGAGCAGAGGAGUCGUACUUCAACAGCGAGAGUGCCAGAGGACCUCAUUACAGCUUCUCAGGUCCACUGCCUGCGCCGACUCCCCAGCGGCUCGGUGGCCAACCCAUGGCUACGCAGCUCGAGUCCAGCACUGCAUCCGGCUACCACGACAGUCGGCGUCCGUCCCACCAGCGAUCGUACUCGGAAGCCGGCAGCUUCAUCCAUAGCCCUGAGUUCUCGUUCCACGCGAACACGUCGUCCCAGUACCCUUCCAUGCCUCCGAGCUACCACCACGAUCCUCCGUCCUACGAUAACCGCUACGCGCAGGGCGACCGGACGUUCGCGGCUUCGGGCCCACCCUCCUAUUAUGAGGAUGUGGCGUCGUCACCCCGGACCUACACCACCCCGCAAUUCUCCACGUGGUCCUCCCCGGCCCCGUCGAACCUGUCGCACCCGUCACCUUACGCCGGAAGCCGACAUGCUCGGCACCAGAGCACUCCCAACUCUGCCCACCCGAGUAUUCCUCGUGUCUCUGGUCUGGACUACGACCACCCCCCGGCUUCUCGCUCCCCGAGUUCGUUUGCAGCGUCCCCUUCUUAUCACCGACGCCAGCAUUCAUUCGCGCCCUUGGCCCGGAAUUACAGCUCCUACAGUCAGCCUUCUUCCAUCCAGGAAUCCGACCAGACCAAGUCGCUGUACGGCGAGCGUCGCUAG
Messenger RNA from Anthostomella pinea, 2400 nucleotides. The record is from the annotation of a GenBank genome assembly. Lineage: Eukaryota; Fungi; Ascomycota; Sordariomycetes; Xylariales; Xylariaceae.